This is a messenger RNA of Linderina pennispora, 723 nucleotides long. RefSeq lists its product as uncharacterized. The record is from RefSeq and is a predicted model, not a curated record. The coding region runs from base 1 to 723 and encodes 240 amino acids. Lineage: Eukaryota; Fungi; Kickxellomycota; Kickxellomycetes; Kickxellales; Kickxellaceae. The transcript has a single exon.
AUGACGUUGACGGUGACUGGCAAAAUCAGUCGCGACGACCUUCGAAUCAUGCUCGAGGCGUUUGCUGACACAAACCGCGACCUGACGCGCAACAUGGUGCACACAAUGGAGGAUGAUAUCCUUCGAGGAGCCCGCCAAGCUGCUGCCGGGCCAGCCCAUCUCAGGCUGCCUUCACCGCCCCCAUUCCCCGCCGACUCGCCCUCAGCGCUAGACAAGGAAGUCUCGGCUCUGCGUGCCGAAGUCAUGGCCAUGCGCGAGUCGUCUGCUGCGCGCCGCGUCGCCAUGCUACCGGUACGCACACGCGAACCCAGCGAGUCUGAGAACACCGCCGAACCGCGCAACACAAGCCGGACCAGCAGUCGCGCCAGUGCCCGCAUUGACUCGGGCCGCGAGCCCGACGAUCACAACGGUAGUAGCUCCAGCUCUGUCUCCUUCGCUGCCACCACCUCAGCUACCAUCGGCACCGUGGCCUCGCUGAGCACCCCGCGCCCGCCUGUCCACCCGACUGGCCCAAGCACUGUGUCCAGUACCGCUGCUCCCGUCCAGCAGCCACCGCUGCCCGAAUCCAGCACUGUCCAGCCGCGCCUGCAGAUGCGCGAGCCGCUCCAGGGCAUGCAGAGGGCUGCCACGUCGACUCAUGCGUCGAUGGAUGAGCUUGACGAGGAGUACGAUAUGCCGGUGAUGGAGGCCCUGAGCCAGGACGCCAUUCCGCCUGAUGAUUGA